GUCAAGCCUACGUCUCUCGCUCUCUACCACAACUACCUCGCUCGCCUGCCUGCCUCUUCGACGGCGGGUACUACCAUGAUCACUCGAAUAUCUACCUGUGUCCUACACUAAGUAUCUAUGUUCCGCGAACUCGAAUCGGAGAGCCCGCGCGUCCCCAGCCCUUGGGACCCCUUCCUGCCCUCCCCACCCUCGGGCUGCUCAGCGGACAGCCUCAAGCACAUCCACGACGGCGUCCCCAAGCUCGUACCAGAGGUCGAAGAGGGCAAUGUCGAGUACAAGCUCAAGCUCACCCACAUCUCUCCCGCUCGCUUCGCCCGGCUUGUCACGCAGCUGAAAUGGCGGCUCCUCGAGGGCGGCGGCCAGGCCUACUACGAACUGGGCGUCGCCGACAGCGGCGCCCUCAUCGGUCUUUCCCGCACCGACCUGGAAGCCUCCCUCGAGACCCUCGAUCGCAUGGCCGGCGAGAUAGGCGCGUCCGUUAUCGUGGUCAAAGAAAUCGAGGUGCCGCCCGCCAUGUACUCCCUUGCAGAGGAAGCCUCCCGCUACAUCGACCCUCAUACGGGUGAAUGGGCGGGCCGCAUGCACCCUCGCCGCCGCGGAAAUGCUCUCGCUGGGACAGACGACGACACGACUGCGACGGAGACAACUGAGACGGAGACCGAGCUCGACACAACGGACAUGGACGAUGACGACGGCAGCCCAAGCGCAUUCAUCUCCGAGCUCGCCACCCCCGCAGACUCCUCGCGCGCGUCGCCCAUGCCCCUCCCCGCGAGCUUCGCCCACCGCCUCAGCACGCAUCCCAACCGGCCGUCGCCGCAGUCCUCGCCGUACAUCGCACCCUUCGACGACGACCUGGCCAUGUUUUCCAUGGAGCCCGAGCCGCCGCACCUGGAUAUCGACACGGCCGAGGAUACCUCUGCAGCUGCCGUGCUUACCCCGAUGUCGUUCGUCGUCGAUCUGGAGAUCGCCUCUGUGUACAAGCCGCGGCCAUUCAGACGCCCGGAGCCUGUGCCCGCACGUUCUGGCUCGAUGACGCUGCACGGACGGGCGGGGCGACGCGCCAAGUACAGAGAGAAGGAGGUUGGCAAGGAGAAGAAGGUGCACCCGUGGCAGACGGGUGGUACUGUUCCUGCGUCGCGCAAAGGAAGCAGCGGUGCCGAUACGGGGAACGGUGCGAGCGCGAACAUCGUGAUCCCGAACAAUGAAGAGACGAAGGCUGCACUCCGGAGGCAGGCGCGCGAGCGGAGACGCGAGGAGAAGCGGCGGGCACUGCUUGUGGCGAGCGGUCUCGCAUCCUCGAUUGGUGUGAAGCCGACUCUGCCAGUCGAAGAGGAUGAUUCGGCCAUUUCUCCGUCCGUCUCUCCUGGUGAGCAUGAUGACUCGACGGCAGAGCGCCAAUCAGCAGCGGUGGACACGGUGACGGAAGACCUCGUCUCGGGAUUGGUAUCUCUCCACGUCGGCAUAGACACAUGUGCUCCAGCAGCCGGCGACCUGGCUACCUCCGUUCCCGCCGUCAAAGCUGAGAGCCUCGACACGGCGAAGGAAGUAGCCGUCGCGCCCGCUGUCGCCGCGGUUGUCCGCACGGGAGAGCCCCGUCUGAUUGUAGAGGCGCUCGUCGUGCGCAAGCAAUCGCUCGAGGAGACGUUUAUGAACUUUGGCGGGUUCCAGGUAGUGUGAAUCUUGGAAUUGCGCAUGGACAACGUGUUCUCGGGCCGCCGAGCACUGAUAGGCAUUGAUAUUGGAUAUUUAUGCUCGCCCGUUGCAGGCUGUAUGACUAGUCCGUGGUUCUCUGUACAUGUAUUUUUGUUCUCCUCUUGGGACUGAUGUAUACGUUCCUCUCGAGGGCCUUCGGCCAUCCAUCCAG
Messenger RNA from Rhodofomes roseus, 1864 nucleotides. RefSeq lists its product as uncharacterized. The record is from RefSeq and is a predicted model, not a curated record. Bases 118 to 1677 code for a protein of 519 amino acids. Lineage: Eukaryota; Fungi; Basidiomycota; Agaricomycetes; Polyporales; Fomitopsidaceae. The transcript has 2 exons.